GUUUCCAGACUCCUGCUUUCAAACAAUAUCUUUGAACCUGUCCCCACACUGCAUACUGCCACAAGCCUGUCCCCCUUUGGAUAAAUCUUCACAUUUUCGGGCUCUUCCUUCCCAGAUAGCUGGCAGCAUUUCCAGUUUUCAGCAGAAGCUGAUCGAAUCAAACUGAAGACUUUUGAGUCAUUCUACUGCGGUCCAAGGAAUCCAGUCUCCCCAGGACAUUCUCUGAUGAGGUCUUCUGAGCCGCAGGCCUCGCAAAAGAGAAUGUGCUGUUUCUCAAGCAGGAAGGCGUUUUGUGGCUGAGUCUAAACUGAAACAGGAGUUUCUUUGUGCGCGCACACACACACACACGCGCGCGCGUAGGGAAACCGUCAUUUUCCUACUCGCGCCCUCUGACAUCAGCCACCUUGUCUGUAGCUACAGUUUCUCUGCACUCAGAUAUUAAUCCCAGGAGGUGAAAAAUGAGCCUCUCCCCCACCCUUGCUGCCGCCUUUCGCCUCACGCCCCCAGAGAAGAGUUUCUUCACCAGGCAGCCGGUGAAGGUUUUUUUCCAAGUCACAUGAUCCAGGAUACAGGGGAGAAUCCUUCUUGGAACGGAGAUGGGCCCAGAACCGAAUCAGAUGAGGACAGAUAAGGUGUGAUGUGGGGGAGACUAUAUAAGAAUGGACCCAGGGCUGCAGCAAGCACUCAACCGAGUGGCCCCUUCUCAAGACGCAGUCAUGCAUGUGCCAGGAGGCUCCGUCGCCAGCCACUUGGGAACCACCAGGCGCAACUACUAUUUCACCACGGCCACGCUGGCUCUGUGUCUCGUCUUCGCCGUGGCAACCAUUAUGGUGUUGGUAGUUCAGAAGACGGACUCCAUUCCCAACCCACCCGGCAAAUUCCCCCUGAAAGGAGGAAAUUGCUCAGAGGACAUCUUAUGUAUCCUGGAAAAGGCUCCGUUCAAGAAGUCAUGGGCCUACCUCCAAGCGUCAAAGCACAUCAACAAAACCAAAUUGUCUUGGAACAAAGAUGGCAUUGUCCAUGGAGUCAGAUACCAGGAUGGGAACCUGGUGAUCCAGUUCCCAGGUUGGUACUUCAUCAUCUGCCAACUGCAGUUUCUCGUGAAAUGCCCAGAACAUCCUGUCGACCUGAAGUUGGAGCUUCUCAUCAACAAAGAUGUCAAAAAGCAGACACUGGUGACGGUGUGUGAGUCUGGAGCACAAAGCAAAAACAUAUACCAGAAUCUCUCUCAGUUCCUGCUGGAGCACCUCCAGGUCAACACCACCAUAUCAGUGAAGGUGGACAAAUUCCAGUAUGUGGAUACAAACACCUUUCCUCUUGAGAAUGUGUUGUCCAUCUUCUUAUACAGUAGCUCAGACUGAACCAUUCUCCUGGCCUUCAGGAAGAAAGCAGCUCUCCACCAUACAGUACUUCCUCCAUCCAAACACUUGGGCAAACAGAAAACUUUAGACCAAGACUGAAACCACAAAGGGUUCAAGACUACGCUUCUCCUUCUGUCUCUUGGGAAGAUACAGCUCCAGAGUCAAAACUGUUUUGAGUGAAGUAUCUUUCAGACAGAAGGCAGGGAAGUAAUGUGGUGUGGUGGACAGAGUCCCCCACGAGAAGCAGAAGGGCUCGAUUUAUGCCCCAGCCCUACCACUAACUCACUGCAUGACCUGGAGCUACCCCUUUCCCCUCCUUGGACCUCAGGAUCCACGUCCGAGAAAUGAAGGGGCUGGAUUUGAAUCUCUCCAAAGUCUCUUCCAUCUGAGACCAGGCUCCCUCAUCACAGACCUGCGAACUAAGAAUCAAGGCAGUGUUCCAGAAGCCCCCAACUCAAGGAAAGGCCCCCACACCAGUAUAAAACCAACCUCAUCUGGCUGCAUGUCACUUUAGCAGAGUCAGAAUUGAACGACAAGGUUCAGGGUACCUUGCCAAAUGGUGUGAACUGUAGGAUCUAAAAUGCGAAACAAAAGAACUGCCAGCUGACCCUCCCGAAUCUAAGAGGCCAUCUGAGCAGGCUUGACUCCAUUCCAGUUAAGACUGACAGUAAGUCAACAGCAGAUAGCCUUUGUUUCUUGUCAGGAAGUGUGUGCGUGCACUUGUUGCUCAACCAGCGUGCAAUGGUCAAGGUGAUGUGGUCACUUGGUCAGGGAAUAGCUGCUGCCAUCUCCAACACGAUAUUUCUCUGUUCCCUGCUUCAAACACCUCUCAGAAAACCAUUUCUGUGGAGAGUUUUUAAGGCCCACAAAGUUGUCGAUAGACAACAAGGACCCUGAAGAUGGCAAAAAGGACUUCUGAACAAUAGCAACUUCCUCUCCUGACUUGGGUAGCCAGGGGAUUUCUCUAAUUACAUCAAUCUUUGCAUUUGACCAUCAUCUUUCGAAGGGACAUCCUAUUUGUUUGAAAGAAGGACCAUUUGACUUGAAGUGUGAGCUCUUGAGGUUAUGCUUCAGAAGGAAAAGGGACUUUUAACUGCUGUGCAAAAGACUGGAGAAAAAUUUUGCAUUUUUCUCAAGAAGGAGGAGAGAAAAGAAAGGAGUAGGAAUUCAGAGAAAGACUAAAAAAAGAUUGAAAAGAAGAAAAAAAAAAAAAAAAACCCAGGCGUCGUGGAAUGGAUGAGAGGGACUUGGGAGAAUAAAUUGGCGAAGGGACAAUUUUAAGCCAUUUGCUGACGGGUGUGCUAUGCCAACCUCCUCCUAGGUCUGCUCUAUGAAAUAUUCAGGAAAGUCCACAUUUCUCUUUAACACUUUCCAUGAGUAGAUUCUCGGGGAGGAGUGGGCAUUGGAAGAGGUGUUGAAUUCAGCAAGCCAAGUGGUAUGUGGUAAAAACAUAGACAGGUUUUAAGGACCCAAAGCUAGAGAAAAACAGGGCAUGUGGCAUUCAAUUUAUGCCCUAACCCUGUAGGACAAGUGAAUCUUACUUAAAGCAACUCAUGCAUUACUGAAAAGGUAUCUACAAUCUAAACACAGGCAAGCUAAGAAAAUUUUCUACCGUCUCAUAUUCUAACUCGAGAAAGAUUCCAUUUUCAUUUUUCACCAGCCAUCCUCUGAGCAGAGGUACCUGAUUUUUACAUUGGGAGUGGUUCCUCAUGUCAGUCUCUGUCAAGUGAUGCUCUGAAGGCCAACAGCUGAAGACACAAGGGGGUAGAGCAUUUAAAGGAAUCUUGUAGCAAGACAAAAAUAUGAAAAGAGGACAAUCAUUAAGAACUCAGUUGAAAGAUACAUAGGGAGUGGACAUUCUAGGAAGUUUAAAACUAAAUUCUGUUACUCCCUGAGGGUUAACCAGCGCCUGGGAAUGUUAUGAACCAAUGGCAUCAUCUAUGCAAGUGAAACAAAUAAUUUUUCUAACUGGGAACCCAGGCUACCUGAAACAAAUGCCUCUUUGGUGAAAACGCAACUGGAACUCAGUAAAGUGAGCCCUCCAACCCCAACACACACACACACGCGCACACACACACACACACACACACAGAGUAUGCUUGUAGAACCUGUGCUUGAGGAAGGUGAUGGGUGAGUUGAUGAAAAAUAGCAAGUCAGUGUAGACUAAAUGUAUUUCUGCCCUUGGGAAAAUUCACAGGACUUUUUUCUGCACAUUUGCUAAGUUUUUCUUCACCCAGUCUCUCUCUUGCCCACCGAUGCCUCCUAUAAAGCCCCUAUCCAAUUCCUUCUCAGAAUCUUCCAGUCACACAAAGCCUGGCUCGGAGAAUGGUCCAGUACCCAAGAAGGGUUGAUAUGAACAGUCUCUAAAGGGAGAAAGUGCUGAAGGAAACUGGGCAGAAUUUACCAAAGAAGGGAGCCCCCCAGAAUCCCUGGAAUACUACUGAUUAUUCUGGAACCAGGGGACAAAGCUUUUAAAUUAAGAGGAUAAAGCAGUCAGUCAAUGUCAUCUCUAGAAAGAUCCUGAGAGAUCAGCUAAGCCAAUGUUUGAAUGGAAGCCCAACAUGGGGCAAGGACUGGUCAAGUCCUCACAUGUGAUUUGUGACAGAGCAAAGAUUGAGCCCAGCCUCCCGACUCCUGUCUCCAUUAUUUCCCACCAGGAUUUUCAGUCCUCCUCUGUAGGCUGUCUGUAAUUCCCCACCUGACAUCUUUCAAGUCUUGCACUGGAAUAGUCCCCAGCAUUCAGGGAUUUCCUCUGCUUUGUCCCCACUCCAGUCACUCUGGGAUCAUCAUUUUAUCAUGACACACAGAUGGUCUGUAGAUUCAGGACAUGGUCAAAUCACAGAAAAGGGUUAGGGUCUCAUGAUAUGAAAUUCUCUCUCUCAGAAACUGAAGAGAUAUAUGAUAUGGUCAAUAUUUUUUCAAAUAAAAAAAUUAGAAGCUUGUUGUUUUAACUUGAAGUUAUGCAUAUAUGUGUGUAUAUGUAUAGAAAAUGCAUGUAUGUGUAUUAUGUACGUAUGUGUAUUAUACACACAUAUAUGUACAUGUACAUAUCUGUGUAUGUGUGUGUAUAUAUAUACUUUUCCUUAGCAAUUGUUUUACAGGUCAUCUGCUUAACCUAGGAUCAGGGAAAUAAGUCUGAAUCUUGCUCUGGCAUUGCAAAAUUGAUAUACACUCGUAUUUAUUUUUAAUUAUGAAAAGAACAGAAAAUAAUAUUUUUCCCAUGCCUCAUCAGCUUAUUUAAUAACUAUUAAUAUUUUGCUAUAUUUUCUUCUGCCUCUUUUAAAAGAGUAAACAAUACAGAUUGAGCUAAAGUCUCACUCCUCAUCCAUUUCCCUACGCCCUCCCCAGAGCCAUUCUCCGGACGUCAAGGCACCCCCUUUGCUUAUGUAAUUUUAUAUUUGUUUUUCCAUAAGAAUAUGUAGUACAAUUUUGUGUGGUUUUUUAAAUUUUAAUAAAUAUCAUGCUUUAUAUAAUA
Equus caballus (horse) is the source of this 4836-nucleotide messenger RNA. RefSeq names its product TNF superfamily member 8 (gene TNFSF8). Gene Ontology annotation, molecular function: tumor necrosis factor receptor binding. Gene Ontology annotation, biological process: immune response; CD8-positive, alpha-beta T cell differentiation. Lineage: Eukaryota; Metazoa; Chordata; Mammalia; Perissodactyla; Equidae. Gene Ontology annotation, cellular component: membrane. The record is from RefSeq and is a predicted model, not a curated record.